AUGGCGAAACUGACUGAUGAUGCCGACGCAACGUUUGACAAUGUACCAAGUCGACUGUCUGGUGCUGGGACUCAUGACAACUACUAUGGCAGACGACUUCGGACUAGGUGCGUUCUACUAAGUCGCCCUGACAACAAAAACAAGUUGCGACAACGAGGUCUACCCUCUUCUAUAGGACUAAUCAACUUGACGACAAGGACAACCUAUUUUACAUUCAACGGGACCAUCUCUGAACAAAUAGUUGGACUUGCCAUGGGAAGCGGUGUAUUUUCACAUCAGCAGGCACUGGGCCCCAAGGAAUGA
Protopolystoma xenopodis is the source of this 303-nucleotide messenger RNA. Lineage: Eukaryota; Metazoa; Platyhelminthes; Monogenea; Polystomatidea; Polystomatidae. The record is from the annotation of a GenBank genome assembly.